AUGGAGGAUGAGUUCCUACAGUUCCUCCGCACCACCAACAUCGGCUUCUAUGGUGCCCCGAUGCCCAAGGACGCGGACGUUGGCGUUGCUGUCAAGAUCAGCAGCAGCACCGCCGCCACCAGCGACAUGUCGACGCCGGUGUCUUUUUCCUGCCCGAACUUGUCAUCCGCAGAGGAGGAAGAGGGCGAGGAGCACAGUCAGCAGCAGAGUGAGAUUGAGCCUGAGGCUGCAGCACUAGCGCCUGUGCGGCGAUCCGUGAUGGAGCCAGAGAUUGGUGGGAGUGGGCGGGAACGGGUAUUUCUGCCCAACGUCAGCGACCCGGAUUCCCAUCAGCAGCGCACCGGCACCGUCAACACCGCCGCCAACGGUCCUGCGCGCACUCCACCUCCCUCGCGCCCAUCCAUCGCCUCUCGCCACGCCCACGCCCACGCCUCCGCCGCCGAGGAGCCCGUCCCGCCAAUCCCUGCGCGUUUUCUCAAAGCCGGGCGACCUGCAUCCAUCAUCACCACAACCUCGACCUCACCCCUGCGUCACGCCAGCCAGACACGCGCGGCAAGCGUCAGGCACGACAAUUAUUCCACCCCUCCGCCAGCGUCCUCCACCACACCUCCGAGACCUGCAUCCAGAACCCCAACUCCGCUUGCCCCCAAGUCCGCCGUUCCAGAGCACCAUCGCGUCCGCGACCUCUCGCCCGCUGAACACGUCCGGCCCAAUGCCAUAGAGACGGCGCGCGCGCGAAGACACUCGCGACAAGGCUUACGGCCUCCAUCGCCGGAGCUUCGCCGACCGCGCAGCAGUUCGUCUGCUGCCCGGCUGGACGUGCACUCCUAUACCCUGUCCAAGCUGGAGAGCCGCCCACCUCGCUCCUUAUCGAAAAUGUCGCGCACAGGGCGACGGCGGAACGCAGACUCGUUCCUCGACCCUGAAGACGACCGCGACGCCAACAUGCCCUCAGACGACGACACAUACGGACAACUGCGACGCUCACAAAGCCGCAUUUCACACCCAGAGAAGCGCCGAUCACUGCCUGCCGACAUGGCCACGCCGUCAAGCGACCGCAGGCCGAGCACCAGCGGUAGCAUCUACGCGCGCCCGCAGUCGCGACUCUACGUCAACUCCAACAGAGCUUCCACCAAUCUGCAGCGCCAUUUGGAUCAGUACAGAAGCCCCGCGAUACGCUCUUCUGCGCAACUGGCCGACGCUGCGUCCGUCUCAAAUCAAUCCAACUCCGGACGGACGCGUCGGUACUCGCUCGCGCCAGAGCAAUCGCCCGUCUCCCCUUCCCGCUACCGUGAACGUCUUCGCUCACCCGAACUUCGAGGCUAUGGCAAUGGCGGGCGACAGUCCAUAGUAGAGACGCUGCAGAGCCACGACUCCAACAGAACCCUCGAAUCCCACGAAGAGUCUCUCACGGAAGACUCGGAAGCAAAACAGACCGGAUCCACUUCUGCUGAAUCCCAAGAAACGGACACUGUGUGGGAUGAGCUGGACGACCUCAAGUCUCGUAUCAAGAAGCUUGAGCUCACCGGCAAAGCUCCCACAUCCAGCGCUGCUGCGUCUGGAGACUCAAGUGACCGCCCUCGCACCGCCACCACCGCGCCUACCACCAUUGGCUCUUCUCCCAAAAAUGAGCGUAAGCAGGAAACUGAGAGCAAAUCCACCCCGACACCUCAACCAGAGACGCCUGGGAGUGCCAAUACGUUGGCCAGCGUCCACCCCGCGUUGCACUCUGCUCUCGCCAAAGCCAAACCUCUUUUGAACGCUUCUCUCUUCCGCACACUGGAGGCAUCUGCGAAUGAUGCUCUGCAAUUGACUGCCAUGGCAAGUGGCGGCGGGCCCCAAGGAACCAACUACUCAGCAGCUUCCAUCAUCAACGGUGCCGUCAGCGACCGCCAAGUCAGACGAAAAGCUGGCUCGCUGUGUCGCAAUCUCACCGAUCUCUGCAUCGCACUUUGCGAAGGCAAGUACGAGGCUCCCGCGAUUGUCACUUCUCCCACUUCGAUGGAUACGAUUACCGAGACUCCGCCGUCUUUGAGAUACUCCCAAUCCAGCCAUGGGAUGCAACGGAAUCCGAGCGUUGGGCGACCAAUGAGUCGUCUCGACGCCCGGAAAAGCAGCAUUCUGGGCGUGCCCACUGUUGGAAGCGUCGACGGACUUAGCCCCAGAGGCAGCAUAGCCGACGCCUCUGGCUCCGAGCAAGACUCGCCUCAGGUGCCAUCGUACUCGCAGCAGCGCCGCGUGAGCAGAGCUCCCACCAGCGUCUUGCGCAGCCGACAGCAGCGCCAGGAAGAAGCCAGUGGCGAAGACGACGAACCCACCAUACGAGCACACUCCCGUGCCGUGACUGACAACGGCUCUCUGCGCGCCAAAUCGCGCGCACAGCCACCUGAAAGAUCACCAAACGCACAACGCAAUCCCUCUUUACGCGAAUCUAUGAUGACCCGACGAACGAACGAGACUGCUUAUGAGAGCAAUCGCGAAAUUCACACACCCAGAAUCUCUUCACUCGGCGGCUCGGACCUCCGUCGACGACGAUUGUACGAUCAACAAGCGACUCCCCCGGUUGGAGAGGAGGAAAGCAGCCCGGAUGAUACCCAACAGACCCCUUCACUACAUCCUUCACGUCGACGCAUUACUUCCUCUGGGCAGUACGGCAGUACCAGUCGUCGUGUCACGGGUGAGUUUCUUGCGCCUUCUCGCGCUGCGAGUUUGAAUCAGCGGAGGAGUGUUAUCGUGGAAUAG
This is a messenger RNA of Lecanosticta acicola, 2742 nucleotides long. Lineage: Eukaryota; Fungi; Ascomycota; Dothideomycetes; Mycosphaerellales; Mycosphaerellaceae. The record is from the annotation of a GenBank genome assembly.